CAGGAUGUGGCCGGUGGGACUACAACGACUGCCUUCGAUCGGUCAACGGCGCUACCUUCAACUAAUACACCAGAAGACAACACAGUCCAUCACUCACGCGAAAGUUCACCAUCAAACAAGUCUGCGAAGAAUGGCUGCUAUCCAGCCAACACCGAAUGGAGACCCUGAUGGAAUAACCGCCGAUGCUCAAGAAAUGCCGUACACGUUUAUCGAUAUCGGAUCGAACCUAGGUGACCCAGUUUUCCGAGGCGAAUACCAUGGCAAACAAGCACAUCCAGAUGAUUUCGAGCAGAUAUUGACGCGUGCCCGGUCCGCUGGAGUGGUGAAACAAAUCUUGACUGGAGAUUGUCUAAACGGCUCGAAAGAGGUACGAGAAUUGGCACGAAAAUAUGAGGGACUCUAUGCGACUGUGGGAUGCCAUCCUUGUCGAGCCAACGAAUUCGAAGCGGGUGCUAAGAGUGACAGUCCUGCAGAAGUGGACAGGUCGGCCAAGGAAUAUCUGGAAGCACUGGACCAGCUCAUUGCUGAAGACCAAGCCUCUGGUCAGAGUCGAGUCGUGGCUGUUGGUGAAUGUGGUCUUGAUUACGAUCGUCUUUCGCAUUGCUCCAAAGAGAUUCAAUUGCGUUACUUUCCGCCUCAACUUGAGCUGGCGACCAAAUACAAGCUCCCUCUAUUUCUACACAGUCGAACGUCGGAAGCGCACGUCGACUUUGUCCGGAUCAUCCGCGCACAUGAAGCUCGUCAUACGGCGGAAGAACUCUUGCCUGCUCGCAAGAAAGGUGUCGUCCACAGCUUCACGGGCACGAUUGAAGAGAUGAAAGAGUUGGUUGACUUGGGCUUCAGUAUCGGAAUCAACGGAUGUUCAUUGAAGACUGAAGAUAAUCUAGAAGUCGUCAAAGCAGUGCCCUUGGACAGGUUGAUGUUAGAGACCGAUUGUCCAUGGUGUGAGAUCCGUCCAAGCCAUGCUUCACAUCGAUUUCUCUCCGAAUUACCCCUGAAACACGCCUUCUCACCGCCGGCUAUCAAGAAGGAGAAGCAUCAAGUGGCGGACGAAAAGAUGGUCAAGGGGCGCAAUGAGCCAUGCACAAUCGGUCAGGUUGCUUGGGUGGUCUCAAAACUCAAGGGUAUCCCGCUCGCUGAAGUCACGCAGAGUGCCUGGAAAAACUCAGUCGACAUGUUCCCCUUGCUUUGAUUCUCAAAUCGGCCACAUCAUUAUCGCUUCACCUUGUCUUUUUUAAAGUGGGAAAUUAUUCAAUUGUCUUGGUUUCUGCAUCCUCCUUUCAUCUCAUAAUGUCUCAUUCAACUCAUCAUUAGAAACACCUCGGCAACUAAAUUGUGAUUUCAAAUUUUGUUCAUUGUUAUCUCAUUUCAAAAUUUGAUCCAUUUGCUAAAGUGUUCCCCAUAAUGCGCUCAAAAAUGGCUCUGAAAUCGCAUUGUGAGUAGUUAUUUUUCAAUCUGCCCUUCUUGGUGAUUGAUCAUUUUGUUCUUUAGAUGUUAGUCUUUCAAUGUGUUUUUACAACAGUCUAGAGUUGAUUGAAUCACGCUUGCUUCACUGAUUAUAACAGGAUUUAUAGAAAGAGAUGCGAUUAUCCGAAUACCAAGUCACUUCUGAGGACGUAUUUAGCUCCUGCGGUGACUUCACGUGCUUCGUGGAGUAAGCAUUCGGAUCCGUGACGAUGAAUCAACGCCAAGCCAGCCACUGGGCUAACAGAAGCGGCGACGGAAUGUUCUUGGGUUAGUCGUUUUUGGCUCCUGAUCGGGGUGUUAUAAAAGACCGUCUCUCCACCUCUUAAAAGAGGCUCGCCAUCAGCCCCCGUUUGCGACUCUGCCUCCUCUUUUGUCGAUUUUUGGAUCGGAUCCUUCGAUCCAGUCAGAUAAAUUAAUAACGUGUGUUCCGUCCAUAGUGUCUCCGGCAUCUCGGACUGGAUCGCAGAGGAUGAUGAUGAUGAUGAUGAGGAGGAGGAGGAAAGAUCGGACUUAGAAAUCUGGACGGAUUCGUCGAAAUGUUUCUCGAACUUAUGUCCGACCCGAUAUCUAUAAAACCGGAGAUUGGGGUUGAGGCCCCAACACCGGGCAGCCUGGGGGUCGUCAUCCCGAUGAGAGCCUUGUUCGCGGAGCCAGGCUUCACAGGAAGUUUUGAGGCCGGUUUUCGCCCAAAGGGUGUCGGCGAAGAGCGGGUCAUGGAUGGAGAUCCGGUCGUUGUAUCGGAAGGCCUCGCCGCGUUUAGGUGUCCGACUGGUGGUCUCGAACCGAAGGAUAUCUCCAUCGGCCGUCCUCAGAUGGUCCAGUGCCCGGAUCACCCGUUUACAUUCUUCCUCCGUGAGCAGCUCCCUCAUCGUCAUGAUCUGCGACGGGAUUAUCGUCUCCGCUUUCAACUUCGGUUUCGGCUUCAGCAUCGGCCAUCCUACCGCUGUCUCCGUGGCUUGCUUGCCCGUCGCUGCUCCAUUCGACGACGUUUUUCCUCCUGAUUUAUUCUUCUUGGUGUUUUUCGAUUGUGCGGUUGGCAUCAUCUCUGGUAUCUUGAUGCGAAUAUCAGUCGAACUCAGCUAGCCCCGCCGAGCAGGUCGCGCCGACUUGUCCCUCAAACUCGGGGCGCGAGCCUAUCGUACGGGGUCUACAUACACAGUGGUCCCUCCGGUCACCGCCCACCCA
Messenger RNA from Puccinia graminis f. sp. tritici CRL 75-36-700-3, 2652 nucleotides. RefSeq lists its product as uncharacterized. Gene Ontology annotation, molecular function: 3'-5'-DNA exonuclease activity. Bases 5 to 1192 code for a protein of 395 amino acids. NCBI's taxonomy places the organism in Eukaryota, Fungi, Basidiomycota, Pucciniomycetes, Pucciniales, Pucciniaceae. The transcript has 8 exons. The record is from RefSeq and is a predicted model, not a curated record. Gene Ontology annotation, cellular component: cytosol.